UUGGCGCAUGCGCGUUGCGCGCAGCGACCACACGCGGCUCCGUCUCGCCGUUUAUUCCGCGUCCACCAUGCAGCAGCCAAACAGUCCCGGUGGAAGGCCGAGCAAACGCAGGCUCUCUCACCGCACCUCCUGUCCCUACCACCGGCUCUCGCUGUGGAUCAAGACCGCCCUCUCCGCGCUCAGUAUGGGUUAAAGGGCCGCGGCACUGACGGACUCUGCGCUCGAGGAUGGGGACUCGGAUUUUUUUCUGCUUUUGGCAAGAGACGUCCUGACCAAGACGGAGAGAGCAGAUAGAGGGUCCAGAAUCAGCCGCUUUCUUUCGUUUUCCGUUCCUCCUUUUGCUCUCUGCCUCUUUGUGAGAGAUGAUUGCAGAUCUGGUGUGCAGCGCCGUGGCUCUGGUCCUGUAUGUGAACACGCUGGGCGCCGAUUUCUGCUACGAUGACAGCCGGGCUAUCAAAACCAACCAGGACCUUCUCCCUGAGACCCCCUGGAUCAACAUCUUCUAUGAUGACUUCUGGGGCACGCUGCUCACCCACAGCGGCAGCCACAAGUCUUACCGGCCGCUCUGCACUCUCUCCUUCCGCCUCAACUAUGCUCUGGGCAGCAUGGAGCCAUGGGGCUAUCACCUGGUGAACGUGGGGCUGCACUGCAUCGUGACGGCGCUUUUCUCUAGCCUGGCAGGCCUGCUCCUGGGCCGGGGCUGCUGGAGGCUGCUGGCUGGCCUGCUCUUUGCCUCCCACCCUGUCCACACUGAGGCAGUGGCAGGGAUUGUGGGCAGGGCAGAUGUGGGGGCUGCGCUUUUCUUCCUGCUGGCACUGCGCUGCUACAUAGGCCACUGCACCCUGCGGGCUGAGGGGGCCUAUGGCCAGUCCUGGGCAUGGUUUCUGGGCAGUCUAGCAUGCUCUGCCUGCAGCAUGCUGUGGAAGGAGCAGGGCGUCACGGUGCUGGCUGUGGCAGCUGUGUACGACGUGUUUGUCUUCCACAGGAUGACUCUUAGGCAGCUGCCAGGAAUCUUCUGUAAGAAGAAGAACUUGCACCUGCUGCUAAGCGUGUUUCUCCUGGGAUCCUGGGGGGUCUUCCUGCUGGCCUGCCGCCUCUACUGGAUGGGCAACAAACCUCCAAACUUCUCCAACUCUGACAACCCUGCAGCAGACUGUCCCUGUUUCUUGACCAGGGUGCUAACGUUCUUUUUUCUGCCCGCCAUGAAUUUGUGGCUCCUGCUCUGCCCGGACAUGCUGAGCUUUGAUUGGUCCAUGGAUGCAUUGCCUCUUCUGAGGAGCCUCACUGAUUGUAGGAACCUCCACACUGUGGUGUUUUAUGCUGGACUGCUGGCAUUGGCAUGGUUUGGCCUUUGCAGUCGUCCAAGCAAAGAGAAAGAGACCAAUGGGAAAACCCAUCAUGUGACAAAUGGAAAGUCCAGUACGAAUGGUCACAGUUAUCACUCUGACUAUGAACACUCCAUUCCAGACUCAAACUCUGUUCAGACAAAUGGGAAUGGUACCAAAAAGCACUAUUUAACUAGGACCUCUUUGCCCACUACUGAGAAUGUAGUGGUCUUCUCAUUAGGCCUGCUGGCCAUUCCUUUCCUCCCUGCCACUAACCUCUUCUUUUAUGUGGGCUUUGUGGUGGCAGAACGGGUCCUCUACAUCCCCAGCAUGGGCUUCUGCCUGCUAGUGGCAGUUGGGGUGAGAGCCCUGUGGGUCAGACUGAGGAGGAGCUCCUCCAGGACGCUGGUGCUGGCCUGCAGUGGUGCUCUGGUGCUUCUUUUUGGGGUUAAGACUGUUCUGAGGAACCAGGACUGGCACAAUGAGGAGAUGCUGUACAAGUCAGGGAUAACUGUGAACCCUGCUAAAGCCUGGGGAAACCUGGGAAACGUCUUGAAGAACCAGGGGAAGAUGGCAGAGGCUGAGAGAGCCUACAGGAAUGCUCUGUACUACCGGAGGAACAUGGCCGACAUGCUGUAUAACCUGGGUCUGCUGCUACAGGAGAACAACAAGUUCUCUGAAGCUCUCCACUACUAUAAGCUGGCCAUUGGGAGCAGGCCAACUCUCGCUUCUGCCUACUUGAACACGGGGAUCAUCCUGAUGAACCAGGGCCGUCUGGACGAGGCUAAGCGCACCUUCCUCACCUGUGCAGACAUCCCAGACGAGAACCUGAAGGAUCCUCAUGCACACAAGAGCUCCGUCACCAGCUGCCUCUACAAUCUGGGCAAGCUGCUACAUGAACAAGGCCAUCAGGAGGAGGCCCUGUCUGUGUAUAAAGAAGCAAUACAGAAAAUGCCCAGGCAGUUUGCUCCUCAGAGCCUCUACAACAUGAUGGGAGAGGCCUACAUGAGGCUGAACAAGCUGUCGGAGGCCGAGCACUGGUACAGGGAGUCGCUCCGAGCCAAACCAGACCAUAUUCCAGCACACCUUACCUACGGCAAGCUUCUGGCUAUGACGGGUCAAAAAACAGAAGCAGAGAAGUACUUCCUGAAGGCUAUUCAGCUCGAUCCCACUAAAGGAAACUGCUACAUGCAUUAUGGUCAGUUUUUGCUAGAGGAGUCCAGGCUGUUGGAGGCCGCUGAGAUGGCGGAGAAGGCCGCUCAGUUGGACAGUGAAGAGUUUGAUGUGGUCUUCAGUGCGGCUCAUAUGCUCCGACAAGCCAGCCUGAACGAUGCUGCAGAGAAGUACUAUGAGCAAGCAGCUAGUCUGAGACCUAAUUACCCUGCAGCCUUGAUGAACCUUGGAGCCAUCCUUCACCUGAAUGGAAAGCUCCAAGAGGCUGAGGCCAAUUACUUGCGAGCUCUGCAACUCAAACCUGAUGACACCAUCACCCAGUCCAACCUGCGCAAGCUGUGGAACAUCAUGGAGAAGCAGGGCCUGAGGACCAGGGCCCCCUGACUCAAACACACUCUAACUCACUAAUGAGUCUCUGGACAUGGAGCUCAGAGUGAACAGUGCCCUCACCACUGAGGCAGUCUAUAGCUGGACAGGUCGCCAAGAGCUAGAUGUCACCGUAGUCACAAAUUGAGACUUUUACCUUAUGUGUGGAGUCACAUUUGGUACAUUUGAGAACUUUUUUGAGAACUUUAGAACUUCAAGAACUUGCCCUGUGCAAAGGUCUCGACUUGAAGUGGACCGUCGUUACAUACUUGAAGUCUCUUGAUACCUUAGAUAUAAAUUUCAGUUGAUGCUUAAUGGUCUUUGCAGGGCAAUAUUUGUCCUGAAAUUAGAAGGAGAUGAAAGUAUCAAGGAAUAAAGGAAUACCGCAAAGUUGUGCUCUAGAGCUGAAUGGGAACGCUUCAGCAUCAGUGAAUUGUUUGUUUCAUGAUUAGAUUCAUUGAUCUUUGAGGAAGCCUUCUUGAUUCCUUUACGUAUAGGAAAUCAUGUCCAUUGAUUCCAUUCACCUAAUGAACAAAAGAAAAAAAAUGCCAUCUCUAAAGGUGUGCCAUUUUUUAUGUCAGGUCAAGUUUUAACAGAGCACAUAAAUUCAUCAGAUGUCAUUUCACACAAUGAUCAAUCACUUUUAAAGCGUUUUUAUUUGCUUGUUUUUGAUUGAUUCAUGACAUAUAAGGCUUAGCUCUGAAGGCAACAGAUAAGGAUUGGUUUCUAGAUUAUGCUAAAUAAAGUUCUUAUAAUGAAGUUAAGCUGUUUUUAUAGCGUUUUAGUCAAUGUUAUGCUCGACCUUUGUAACUAUGGCACAAUAUUAGAUCCAAUGUAGCCGUCACUAUUUGGAUGGUAUUCAGCUUGGAAACAGAUGUGAUUGAAGUGUUUUGCCAAAAAAUGAUGUAAAUCUUGAAAGUCCAAUAAGCUACAGGUAGCUUGAAGGAAAUUUGGUGACUGACUUGUAAGAUUUGUUUUUGCCUUACUUUCUCAAAAUGCAAAACUUGUACUGUAGCGUGACAGGAAAAAAACAACAACACUCAGACGGUUUCUUUGCUUAUUAAAGGAAUAUGGUCUGUGACUGACCCAGCUAAAGCAUUCUCAGAUCUCUGUUUAGCAAGGUAUUAGCAGUUGCACACACUGUGUAGAAGUGGUGUAGAAGGGAUGUUCACAAAUCUGUUGAUUUGUUUAUGACCUGGAUGUUGUGCUCAUAGUUCAGAUUUGGACCAGUUGUUAUUUAUGGGCCUUGAACAUUAUUAAAGUGAUACUUUACUAUUUCAGCUCAAAGGUUUAUAGAACCCACACAUGUACUGAAGCUUGCAGUCUGCUUUUCUGUGCUCUUUUAUUCAUGAGGUACGUCCUCAGUUUUGGGUGAUCAAGGACUUCGGAAUAUAUGGAAACAUUAGAUUUGAUUAUUUAGACAUGAUUUUAAAAGAUUGUUUAGUAUUCUGUUUAUUUUUUUCUUUUAGUGAUUUCUGAAUAAUUCAAUCUUUGGUGCUUUGUGGAGAUGCACUCCAGUAUUCCUGAAGUUUGUGGAUUUUAGGAAGUGAAUAGGUCUAAAUAUUCCAGAAAGUUUCCUCAAUUGAAAGAAUAAAAUAUUUUAUGUUGUAUUAGGUAAAGAUGUUUAGAGAGAGUUUGAAGAAGAUUUAAACAUUACAAAGCUGACAUCGUCUGUUCUCUUUUGGAGAGAACAGUACGAAAUACCCAGUGACUGUUCUCUGUCUGCUCUGCUGAACAGCUUUUCUUAUGACCCUGUUGACGCCCUCCACCCAGUUCCAUAGCACAGUUGUAGCUGAUCUAGACAACUUUGGAAUCAUGACUAGUAAAUUAUCACUUUAAAUGCAAAGCUUUGACAGUCUGCUAACCAAAUAUAAAACACGUUGCACUCAUCUAACAAUGCGCAGCCAUAGGUUUUGUAAAGAAUUGUUUAAAUGUCGUUUUGGGUUUUUUUUUUUUUUUCAUAGCAGUUUUUUUGUAUCGCUUAUACAGAAUUUGUGUAUAAAUGAAACCUAAUAUAUAAAACAGGAUGUAUCGUAUAGUACAAAAGACUAGCUGUAUUGCUCACAUGCAGUUUUGCGAAACAAGUUGAGCCAGAAAUCACAACAUUCCUUACUGUGUACUAAGGCAUCUUAUGUUCUCACUUCUCUUCCUAUCUGUUCAUCUUUUGUCUUUAUUUGGUUUUGGAUUCAGGUUUUUACAUUUGUACAUACUGUGUGAGAAUAUAUUACAUGUAACUUUAAUGUACUGUAGUCAAGCCUACCACUAUCUCACAUGCGUUAUUAUUUCAAGUCAUGAAGAACAUUUUAGAUGUUUUUUUUUCUUUUUUUGAUAUAUUUUUUUUCUUGAGAAGUAUUUCUCACAUAUGAAGGGCCUAUUGUUAGAUGUUUAGCUGAUUUUAAUUCCUUAAUUUAUUUCUUUCUGUGUUGUCUUGGGGAAAAAAAAUAAACCAGCUGGCACUGUGUUGUAUGUCAACCAUGCACUUGGGACUAUUUCAUCCAUUCUUUGUUUCCGAGCUUACAGUAGCUAUAAUGAGGAAUACUGAACGGAGAUAAACAUACUUUUUACAGUGAAUACUUUACUAAGUAGGUGUCAGAAAUAGGCUAUUCUAACUGCUCAAAUCAAGCCUCCAUAGACUCUACACCUACGGUUUAGUAAAUAUAAGAUUUUCUAGAGUAAUGAAACAGGUCAUAUUGGCAUUGGGUGUUGUAAAUCAGGCAUUGAUUUGAAGUAACAUCAGGAUCUCUGAAUGAAAAAAGAUUGACUUGUCCAUAUUUUAAACUUAGCAGAGUAAGAUAUAUAUAUUAUUGCACAACUACAGUUCCUUCACUAAGAGCUUUAUGGCUGUCCCUGUAGUUCUCCUGACCAUGGCUCUUCUUCACAAAGCACAGUGCUCACUCUGUUGUGGCCAGGUGAGUUUAAUGGGUUUAAUUGCCGUGAUUGUGUCCAGACUGUGCCGUGCGUAGCUGUACUCACCAUACAUGUCCGUGUGAAAUAUUCAGUGCAUUUCCCCCCCAAUCCUCACCCCUCUGUUAGCAUGUCUCCUCACCCGCGCAGAAUGACAGACACAAAGCGAGCACCAUUAGACAUGAGUGUUGCGUGUUUUUGUCUUUCCUCAGGGAUUUCAAGCGGUGGGGUCAUUGCAGAACAAGUGCUCGCUGAGCACUGAGAGUUUACUAAAUUAAAAAAGUUUUAUUUUUUGAAACAGUGUUGUAUUUGUAUAAAUUAUCAAUUUGUAACCUUUCUUUCUUCCCUUUUUGUAAUAUUCAAAUGAAGUAUGUGCCAGAUUGGACUUUUCCUGAUGUCACGCUUUUCCAUAAUAAAGUACUUGUGUCUUGC
This is a messenger RNA of Pygocentrus nattereri (red-bellied piranha), 6200 nucleotides long. It is a transcript of the gene tmtc2b, whose product is annotated as transmembrane O-mannosyltransferase targeting cadherins 2b. Gene Ontology annotation, molecular function: protein binding; mannosyltransferase activity. The record is from RefSeq and is a predicted model, not a curated record. Gene Ontology annotation, cellular component: endoplasmic reticulum membrane. The transcript has 12 exons. Lineage: Eukaryota; Metazoa; Chordata; Actinopteri; Characiformes; Serrasalmidae. Gene Ontology annotation, biological process: protein O-linked glycosylation via mannose. The coding region runs from base 363 to 2882 and encodes 839 amino acids.